Motacilla alba alba is the source of this 2384-nucleotide messenger RNA. RefSeq names its product tropomyosin 3 (gene TPM3). Gene Ontology annotation, molecular function: actin filament binding. Bases 171 to 1163 code for a protein of 330 amino acids. Gene Ontology annotation, biological process: muscle contraction; actin filament organization. The transcript has 12 exons. Gene Ontology annotation, cellular component: actin filament. The record is from RefSeq and is a predicted model, not a curated record. Lineage: Eukaryota; Metazoa; Chordata; Aves; Passeriformes; Motacillidae.
AUGGGUCCCGAGCAGAGACUUUUUGGGAAGGUGGGGAGGCGGGUCAGCCCCAAGAAAGGCAAAGCCACCGUGCUGGGCAGAGCUGAUAAACGGGCAGUGGGGCACAGGCAACACAGCUGCCCUAGCCACCCGUCGUCUGUCUGCAUCCCGCUGCCCGUGUCCCAGCGAGGAUGGAGGCCAUCAAGAAGAAGAUGCAGAUGCUGAAGCUGGACAAGGAGAAUGCCCUGGACCGGGCAGAGCAGGCGGAGGCUGAGCAGAAGCAGGCGGAGGAGCGGAGCAAGCAGCUGGAGGAUGAGCUAGCUGCCAUGCAGAAGAAGCUAAAGGGGACAGAGGAUGAACUGGACAAAUACUCCGAGGCCCUGAAAGAUGCCCAGGAGAAGCUGGAGCUGGCAGAAAAGAAGGCGGCGGACGCUGAGGCAGAAGUGGCAUCUUUGAAUCGCCGCAUCCAGCUGGUAGAGGAGGAGUUGGACCGAGCUCAGGAGCGCCUUGCCACAGCUCUGCAGAAGCUGGAAGAGGCAGAGAAGGCAGCAGAUGAGAGCGAAAGAGGCAUGAAAGUCAUUGAGAACAGAGCUCUGAAGGAUGAGGAGAAGAUGGAACUGCAGGAGAUCCAGCUCAAGGAAGCCAAGCACAUUGCAGAGGAGGCGGACAGGAAGUAUGAGGAGGUUGCUCGGAAGCUGGUGAUCAUUGAAGGGGAUCUGGAGCGCACUGAAGAGAGAGCUGAGCUCGCAGAGUCUAAAUGUUCCGAGCUGGAGGAGGAGCUGAAGAAUGUCACCAACAAUCUCAAGUCUCUUGAGGCUCAGGCUGAGAAGUACUCUCAAAAAGAGGAUAAAUAUGAAGAAGAGAUCAAGAUUCUGACUGAUAAACUCAAAGAGGCGGAGACCCGUGCUGAAUUUGCUGAACGCUCUGUAGCCAAGCUGGAGAAGACCAUUGAUGAUCUGGAAGAUGAGCUCUAUGCCCAGAAACUGAAGUACAAAGCAAUUAGUGAGGAACUGGACCACGCCCUGAAUGACAUGACUUCCAUUGCCCGAAGAGCCCUCCGUGAGCAGAGUUCUGAUGACAUGGCACACUUCCCGUGGCUUUCUCAGCCUGUCUGUCCAGUGGCCCAGCGUGUGGAUGUCUCCAGUGAUAUGGGUGGGCUCACCUUUGGAGUAAAGCCUACUUAGAGCACUAGCUGCUGAUCUGCUCUCCUCCUGGCUUAAGGAACAUAUAAACUGAAAUCCACCAAAGAGGAGCAUCUCUGCACGCAAAGAAUGCUGGACCAGACCCUGCUAGACCUGAAUGAGAUGUAAUGGAUCCCUGCCACUGCCUCUGCCAUGCGAUGCCAGCCCAGCUGCUGCUGCCCUCUAACCCUGGGACCAGAGUUUACUUGCUGUUGCCAACUUGACCAAACACAAAUCUCCUUAGUGCCAGGGUUAAAGGCCACCAGGUUGGGCAGAGCUUCAAACAGCAUCAUUAAGGGAAGUAAACAAUGCAAUAAUGUUUGGAGAGCAUGUUUGAGAUGUACACAUUUUGUAACUACCUUUUUUUUUUGUAGCGACCAUUACAAACAUUCCAAAUAACGUGUGAGGCUGGUGAGCUACACUUCAGAGCUCUUGGCUUUAGAAUUUGGUAUUAACCUUCUGUUAAUCGGCUCUGGGCCACCCUGCCUUGGCAGGGCAGGAAACGGAUAUGAUGGUUCUGGCUGUGAGUCAGAGUAGCCAGGCUAGGGUGACAGCCUUUUUGAGAGAACUUCCUUUUCCAGGAGCUGUUUGCCAAAAGCACAGUUCAGUUUUUCAGCUUUAAGGUAGCUCUGUGUUGGGAAGGAACAGCUUGGGUGAAAGGUGUCUUUUUUUUGGGGGUUGUUUUGUUGUUUUUUUUUUUCUUAAGCCAAGCCAGUCAUCUGAACGAUUGAACCAAUUGAACCUUCACAGGGAUUCUGUCCCUUCCCCUCCACACCUGAAGGGCUUCGAGAAGCCACUGUCCCUGUAACCCAUUGCUACCCUGGAGCUGACUUUGCCUUCACUAAGUGCUGACGCACCAAGCUUCACCGCUCAUCACUGGGUUACACUUAACAACUUAAGUACAACAGCCUUGUGUCCUUGGAGAAUUCUUUUUGCCUACCUGGAGGGAGGGAGCCAAGCCUUCCCUCCUGCCCAGGACUGCUCUUAUUGUCUUAAUUGAGUACGAGCCAUCUCUCUGUGCAUUGCUGAUGUGUCGUGUUGUGAGGCGUGAGUGUGGCAGUGUCACGCUCGCAGCGUGUAGCUUGUGGUUUGAGCAUGCUGCCUGGUUGUAGCAGUUUUUUGGGGCCAAUCCGGAGACAAAAAAAAAACCUUACCCAGCGUUUUGAUACUAAAUUGAAAAAUUGUGUUACCGUCUUUUGAAAUAAAAACUGAUCCCUCCACGUG